UUCGUUAAAAGUGCAUUUUGUGGUUUAUAAACAACUCAAUUUCCCAACACCCCUUUCGCGGGACGGAAGAAGAGCAGCAGCUCCUCUGUCAAAGAUGGCGGCUCCUCUGACUCUGUUGUUUCUGCUCGCUGUCACAGUCCGAGCCGCCCUUUUUAACUCUUCUUUGAAAGAGCUAAUUUCGGACCGGGUCGAGGUUGUGUCGCCGUUGACCGCAUGGAAGAGAGUGAUUGAGGGUUUGGCUCUUCUUGAUUUGGGAGUUUCACCGUACUCUGGAGAUGUUUUCCAUGAGACGCCUCUUGUCAUUUACCUCUUUCACUUUGUGGUGGACUACGCUGAAGUGACGUUUAUGUUGGCUGACCUGAUCACUGCAGGUUGUCUCUACAUGGCAGUUAAGGACUACAACAAACAAGUGUUCAGGAAACAGAAGUUUGCCCUGGAGGCAGAUCGGUACCCUUUGGACUGUUUGGAACUUAUCAGGAGCCCAAAGGAAAUGCAUUACAUCCCUCUAAAGGUGGCCAUGUUUUACCUAUUAAACCCGUUCACCAUCCUGUCCUGUGUAGCCCGCUCCACCUGUUGUCUGAACAACGCUGUCAUCGCUCUCUUCAUCCUCUCCACCAUCAAAGGGAACCUCCUCCUCAGUGCGGUCUUCCUGUCUCUGGCCACCUACCAGUGUCUUUAUCCUCUCGUUCUCGUUGCUCCUGCUCUUCUCUACCUGCUGCAGCACCAGUACAUCCCAGUGAACUUCCGUCGGCCCAAUUUCUGGUGGCUGGUGGCCCAGUACCUGUUCAUGUUCGGGGGCAGCCUCCUGGUGGUGGUGUGUCUCUCCUUCUUCCUGCUGGGAUCCUGGGAUUUUCUGUCCUCCGUCUACGGCUUCAUUCUGUCUGUCCCAGACCUAACGCCAAAUAUCGGACUUUUCUGGUACUUUUUUGCGGAGAUGUUUGAGCACUUCCGUCUCUUCUUCCUCUGCGUUUUUCAGAUCAACGUCUUCUUCUACACAAUUCCUCUGUCCCUCAAACUCAAGGACCAUCCAGUGUUCUUGAUCUUCAUGCAGCUGUCAAUCAUCUCCAUCUUUAAGUCUUACCCUACAGUUGGAGACAGUGCCCUCUACCUGUCCUUCCUUCCUGUGUGGACUCACCUGCACAGAUUCUUGAGGAACAUCUUCCUGGUCUCCUGUCUUCUCCUGGCUUCUUCUCUUCUAUUCCCAGUCCUCUGGCAUCUCUGGAUCUAUGCGGGCAGCGCCAACUCCAACUUCUACUAUGCCAUUACACUGGUGUUUAAUGUGGCCCAGAUUCUUCUGGUGUCGGAUUAUUUCUAUGCCUUCCUGAGGAGAGAGCACCAUUUGACGUAUGGAUUGUACCUAAAGAGAAAGGAUGGAUCUGAAGCCGCGAUGGUUCUCAAGUAAAACACAGUCUUUACUCCAGCAGGUGGCAGGAACAUUCUGCAGCUUGUUCCUGAAACUCUGGGUAAGAAAAACAGACUCAGAUCUGAGCUGAUCUUCAGACCCUGAAUGUGGAGGCAUAAUUCUCCUGCUGAGGAAAACCUUCCUGGUUUGCAGAAGUUUUAUUUAAUUUGCAACGCACGUCCUCUUUUGUUGCAGACACUCCUGACGACAUUUAUUUUGUAAAAUGAACACACCCUGUGUUUUCCUCAAAAACAAAAUCUUAAGAAACUUAAGACCUUGGUGAGGCAGACAUUUCUCCUGACAUCCUUGAACACUGUUCUGUCAUUCUUUAUGUUCUGUAAAGGACGAAGAGGUUUCCGCUGAUUCCUGGAGUCAAUGAAGUGUCUGGAACUUUUAACCUCUGACUAUCAAGAUCAUAUUCAGAAACAGCCACGGAAAGGUCAUAUAUGACAAAAAUAAGCAAGUUAACACGUUUUUAAGUUUUAACAAGUUCAAGUCGCUUGAAACUAGUUCUAAAAAGAUUUCAGAGAAAUCCUUGUAGUUUUGAGGCUGAAUCCAGGUUGUUAAAGAAAAAGAAAAGGUGCCAGGGUUUUGUGGUCCACAGAUCCCAAACCCUCUAGGCCUAAGAGUCUAUGGUGAUGUAUAAGUCUGUAGGUGGUGCCAUAGAUCUGUCUGUGGUCUAUGUUUGGUUAAUUAUGUCCUGCUCUGUGUUAUCUUCAGCUGAUUGUUGAAAUAACGUUUGGAUUUGUGGCGCUAUACAACAACAACACUGCCAUUAAAUUAAACAUUUAAUACAUUCAACUUUACAGCAACAUUGCUUUAAAGGUGGCUUGAGAGUACGGGUUAACAUGGUGUUGGAAUAUUAAGAUUAUUUGUGGAUUUAUUUUGUUUCUUGAGCUAAGAGGUACAAAUUGUUCGGGUUGUACACUUGACAGGUGUAAUUUAAAGUGAUACUUUUUUUUUGUACUUAUUGUAAUAAUUAAAGGUGCAGUUUUCAUUUUUCUUCUGUUCUUUUCCUGUAAUGCUGCUUUGUUCCAUACACAUCAAAUACUGUAAACUGGGUCAGAACCUUUUCACCAAGAAAUAAAGGUGACAUUUGAACUGAGUACUGAUUGUCCACUGGAAAAGUGAAAAGCAGUCUGACUAUAGUCUAUUAGGCUAGUGAGCGUGUGUGUGUGAAAUGUACGGAAGCGUAUUGCGUUAUUACUAUUAUUGAUAAGUUUUACCUCUAACUCUAUAUCGCGGUUCUACUUUCGCUCCCUCAGUACAUCGCGGAUCUAAUCUUUAAAC
This is a messenger RNA of Cynoglossus semilaevis (tongue sole), 2692 nucleotides long. It is a transcript of the gene pigu, whose product is annotated as phosphatidylinositol glycan anchor biosynthesis, class U. The record is from RefSeq and is a predicted model, not a curated record. Gene Ontology annotation, biological process: attachment of GPI anchor to protein. The coding region runs from base 95 to 1402 and encodes 435 amino acids. The transcript is spliced from 12 exons. Lineage: Eukaryota; Metazoa; Chordata; Actinopteri; Pleuronectiformes; Cynoglossidae. Gene Ontology annotation, cellular component: membrane; GPI-anchor transamidase complex.